This is a messenger RNA of Ilyonectria robusta, 753 nucleotides long. RefSeq lists its product as uncharacterized. The transcript has 4 exons. The record is from RefSeq and is a predicted model, not a curated record. Lineage: Eukaryota; Fungi; Ascomycota; Sordariomycetes; Hypocreales; Nectriaceae. The coding region runs from base 1 to 753 and encodes 250 amino acids.
AUGUGCGACAAGGGCAGCCUGGACCCCAUCUUCGGUUCGAGCAAUGACCAGCCGCACGAUCAUACCAGGAGGUACUUGAUUAGGUCGGCCACAGGGCUCCAUCAAUGCUUUGUGGACAUGUGCGAAACGGGCUCGGGAUGUCCGACGAAACCAGAUGCCCUGGACACUGCCCUCUGGGUCGAUCAUGCACACGAGCUCACAGUCCCCACCGAUUGGGGACUGCAUCUCACGCGGCAUGGCCUCCACGUCGGGAAGCAAAUGCUCAUCCAGGAGCUUGGGAAGCUCCAGCCGGGCGACCCCGAGUACGUCCCGGUCUGGGCAAAACCUGGGAUUCUGGUCAGUCUUGAUAGAUAUACUCGAUUGCAGUGGAUUCAAGGGCCCGCGACCGAGCCGCGCCGAGUGUGGGACCCUGUCGGGGCUAACUCCACCGCAACAGCCGGAAGAACACCUGGGCCAGGCGGUGCUGUGGUCCGGUCGUCAAGCGGCCGAGAUGUCAUGGUCGCGGUCAGGGUCGUUCGAGGAGAACUCGAUGGUCUCGACCUGGGAGCUCGCCAAGUCACCAGCGCCAACGACGGAGGCGCGGGUCUUGACAAGGAUGGAUUGACUGUGGCUGCGAGACGGCAGAUUGGACGAUGGAGGUUGCCGAACGGGCUGGGGCUUUCCGUUUGGUUGAUAUCGCCAUGGAGGGUCGAUCCCGAAGGAGGUCCUGCAGGUCUGGCUUUCCGACUAAUUGGACAUAACCUCGACGUUUAA